Durio zibethinus is the source of this 1454-nucleotide messenger RNA. Its product is annotated as vesicle transport v-SNARE 12-like. The record is from RefSeq and is a predicted model, not a curated record. Gene Ontology annotation, biological process: vesicle fusion; intracellular protein transport; vesicle-mediated transport. NCBI's taxonomy places the organism in Eukaryota, Viridiplantae, Streptophyta, Magnoliopsida, Malvales, Malvaceae. Gene Ontology annotation, cellular component: late endosome membrane; SNARE complex; Golgi apparatus. Gene Ontology annotation, molecular function: SNAP receptor activity; SNARE binding.
UCCGACUUCUAUCUUCUGGAUGUAACCCUAUAAAUUCCCUUCGCUCAUAGAUGUAUAGAAGCAUAGAAUUAGAAGAUUUUACUUGGAAUGUGACCAUGGUGAAGACAAGGACACGGUUGUUAUGGUUGGAUACCAACUCCCAUCUGAAGUAAUCUUUCUGGAUGAUCAUCCCAUUAUGAAGAAUUUUUCAUAAUUCGAUCUUCGAUGGAAGAAAAAGAGUUCAAGGUUCCACUUUUCAACUUUUACUAAUCUCCCAUUUGAGGUCCUGUCGUCCUCCCUUCCCCAUAGACAUGCUUCGUUUGGCCUUCCUAGUAUAUUUGUUUAGAAAUGGCACUCCUAUAAACAUUUUGUUCUUUUUCGUUUGUUUAUUCAUCUCACCCGAUGCCACAAAAAGAAUUUUUAAAUUUCUUUGGAAAUAUAAAUAUGGGUCAAAAAUAAAUUUUUUUCAGAAACAAAAAAGAAAAUAAUAAAACGCACCGUUUAGGCUCAAAAGAGACGACCAACAAAGUAGGAACAAACACACAGAGAAUCUAGCUGUCCAGGGAAGAUCUCUAUAUCUCUGUCAGUCUGAGUUUUACGGUUCCUUAAAAAAGAAUAGUCAAAUAAUUCUCCUCCUUUCCUCUUCUCUUUGCAAACAGUGGGAUAAGAAUUAGAUUUUCUUACCUAAAUCCCCAACAACCUACAACAUUUUUCUCCAAUCGGAUCUAAAUCUUUGGCUUUUCAUUUUGGGUGAUCUAAUCUUGUCUGAAAAAUUUUGAAGAUGAGUGAGGUGUUCGAAGGGUAUGAACGACAGUACUGUGAACUCUCAGCCAAUCUGUCCCAAAAAUGCAAUUCUGCUUCUCUUAUUCUCGAUGCAGAACAGAAGAAGCAGAAGUUUUCCGAGAUAAAUUCUGCGAUUGAUGAGGCUGAUGUCCUGAUUCGGAAAAUGGACCUGGAGGCAAGGAGUUUGCAGCCAGGGGUAAAGGCAGCACUUCUUGCUAAAUUAAGGGAAUAUAAGGCUGAUCUGAAUAAGUUGAAGAGGGAAUUCAAGAGAAUUUCUUCACCUAAUGCUAAUCAGGCUGCUCAUGAUGAGUUGUUGGAGUCUGGGAUGGCUGAUGCUCACUCGGUUUCGGCUGAGCAAAGAGAAAGAUUAUCAAUGUCAGUGGAGAGACUAAAUCAGUCAAGUGACAGAAUUAAGGAGAGUAGAAGAACUAUUCUGGAGACAGAAGAGCUUGGUGUGUCUAUCCUUGAAGAUUUACAUCAACAGCGCCAGACUCUCCUACAUGCCCAUGACAAGCUUUAUGAGGUCGAUAAUGCCAUUGACAAGAGUAAGAAAGUUUUAACCACCAUGUCACGGAGGAUUACCAAGAACAAAUGGAUCGUCGUAUCAAUAAUCGUUGCUCUUGUCGUUGCAAUCAUCGUAAUCCUUUAUUACAAGAUUUCACAUCGCUAAUGAAUCUUUGAACCGUUUUGCC